GUGGUUCCUACACUGCGGCGUGUGUCUGUUGCAGGCGCAAACCCGACGCUUCACAUCGCAGGAAGCAUCUGAUCCAUCCAUCCCACCAUCCCACGCCGGCGCAUGUUGUUCCCCUCGCUGUUCCCCUCUCGUUCCUCCAAUCUGCAUCGCGUUCAGUGGCAGUCCCCCCUCCUCCUCUUCCUUCCCUCCCCGCCCCGCCUGUUCUGCCUGCUUUCUCCUCUGCAUCGCCGGCCUUCCUUGUCCUUGCCGGCUUCUUUGAACGCCCACGACGCGAGGAUUGGACCACCGGGGUUGCGCUGCCUGUCGACGAGACGCCGAAAGAGAAACAAAACGAAAAGUGAGACAUCGCAAAAAGAGACCAACAAAGACGAAUACCACGACAACGAGUUAUCGGUAUAUCCUCCGGCACGUUUCUUAGACGACUUCUUUCGCAGUCGCAGGCUCAGGAUCUUGGUCAACUCCCAUCAACGCUUUAAAGCCCAGCGCCCGGCACUUCAAUCUCGCCAUCGCAAGCCCAAGACAUCCCGUUUGCGAACAGAACAACAACAAGAAGAAAAAGAACAAUUCCGUCACAAAAAGCUUCUCGAACUCGUUGGCAACAAGCUCCUCAGUCUCAACAUCAACAUACCCGUCAAGAUGCCGGCGCCAAAGAGGAAGAUGGAACCCGAGACCAAAUACUACGCCGUGCGCGCUGGUGUCAAGCCCGGCGUUUACACCAGCUGGACCCUUUGCCAGCAGCAGAUCACUGGCUUCAAGGGUGCCCAGUUCAAGUCCUUCACGAGCUACGAGGAGGCUUCCGCAUUCGCCGCUGGUCGGCCCGUCGCCUCUGCCACCUCGAGUACAUCACCUACCAAGUUCUACGGCGUCGCAGUUGGUCGCACGCCCGGCGUCUACACAGACUGGUCCAUUGCCCAGCAGGAAGUGGUGGGCUGGAAGAACCCCAAAUACAAAAAGUUCGAGACCCGCGCCGAGGCCGAGGAAUUCGUGCGUCAAUGGAGUGGCAAGCCCUCCUCCAAAGCCGCCAAGGUACCACAGGUGGACGAGACUGAUGACCUGGAAGUCAUUGCCAUCGAAGCGCCGGCGAAGAGCUCUAGGAAAGCUAGGAAAACCGGUGCUACGCAGACUGCUCACGAGGCGCAGGAAGCCCUUGAUGCUAGCAAGCCCGUCAUCAUCUACACGGACGGCAGCGCCAGAGGCAACGGCAAGGUCGGCGCCAUGGCGGGGGUGGGUGUCUACUUCUGCGGUGGUUUCAGGGAAAACAUCUCCGAGAGACUCCAAGGGCCCGUCCAAACAAACCAACGCGCCGAGUUGACCGCCGUCCUCCGAGCACUGGAAUCCAUUCCGGACACCCAGAAUUGCGAGCUCCGAACCGACAGUCAGUAUACCAUUAAUUGUGUGACGUCGUGGUACAAAAACUGGAUGAAGAACGGCUGGAGGAACUCCAAGGGAGAGGAUGUCUCCAACCAGGAUUUGAUUGUGGCCAUCCGCAAAAAGAUCGACGCUCGCGAUGGGAGGGCCGCCGAGACCAAGUUCGUCUGGGUUAAGGGGCACGGGACGGACGAAGGCAACAUCGCUGCGGAUAUGCUGGCAGUCCAGGGCGCGGCAAAGAUGUUCUGAUGAUACCCAUUUCUUAUUUUCGCUUCUUGUUUUGUUUGCAGUUGAUGGCGCCAUGGUAGGCAGGAAUCCUGGUCUCGUUAGCAAGGCCAUGGUAUACAUACUGAAGCCAUGGUUCUCUCGGAUGGGUGGUUGACGGCAUAUGUACAGCUUAUCGUAUUUCAUGAUCUGGGAUGUGUUAAUAUGGUGUUAUGGUACUGGCCGGGGGUAGUCAAUAACUUUCCAAUUGACUCUGCUCAGGACACCACCGGUUCUCUUUCGUCCACCAUGUCGGAACGUGAUGCGCAUGGGACAAGGCACGCGACCGCAGAGGGCAACAAGGUUGUCGCGUCCAGUUUUAAGACGACAAAUCAUCUUUCUUGAUCAACUAAUUAACGGGUGAUUCUGUAGGUCCGUGACCCCAGCCGGAC
Messenger RNA from Neurospora tetraspora, 2024 nucleotides. RefSeq lists its product as uncharacterized. The record is from RefSeq and is a predicted model, not a curated record. Gene Ontology annotation, biological process: DNA replication, removal of RNA primer. Lineage: Eukaryota; Fungi; Ascomycota; Sordariomycetes; Sordariales; Sordariaceae. Gene Ontology annotation, molecular function: RNA-DNA hybrid ribonuclease activity; nucleic acid binding. The coding region runs from base 103 to 1617 and encodes 504 amino acids. The transcript is spliced from 2 exons.